Molecule: messenger RNA, 1296 nt
Organism: Panicum virgatum (switchgrass)
Lineage: Eukaryota; Viridiplantae; Streptophyta; Magnoliopsida; Poales; Poaceae
Exons: 1
Coding region: 1-1296 (431 amino acids)
Source: RefSeq, a predicted model, not a curated record
AUGGAUCCCUCCAACAGAAAAUUCACAAACCAAAAUGAUGAACCUUCAAACCCCACAGACACACGUCAUGACUCCCCUCCCCAACAACUCCCUAACAAUUUCAUCCCAUCUCAGUUUCCCCAAAGCUUGAACCCCCAAUAUUUCCCCAAUUUGUACCCAUUUGGUGGCCCAGCCAACUACCCACCAUAUGGUCAUUCUCCUCCAACAUUUCAAGGACUUCAACAUCAAGGAAAAUGGGCACCAUCCAGCUUCCAAGGUUACCACUUGCAAGAAAAUUUGGUGUCCUCACCAAAUCAGGUGUUUGGAGCUGCAAGCACCAGAGGAACCUUUGUGCCACAACCUGUCACUUUGGUUGGGCAUGGUGCCAACACUUCAUCCCAUGGGUCAGAGUCAUCAACCCCCUGUGCUGCAAGACACCAAGAGAAGAAGUCAGUUUCCAUUGAAGAGUUAAGUGAUAGUAGUGAAGAAGAAGUGGCAAGGAGAGCACAACGCAUCAAUUGGUCAGAAGAAGAAAACCUACGGUUACUUUUUGCUUGGUUAAAUAAUUCAGUUGAUUCUGUAAAAGGAAAUGACAAGAAGCAAGAAUAUUAUUGGAAGGAUGUAGCUAGUGAGUUCAACAGCAACCGGCCUACAGAUGUCCACAUGAGGAUAGUCAAGCAAUUGAAGACACAUUGGGGUACUGUUAAGAGGGAAAUUGCUAAGUUCUGUGGGGUUUAUGCUAAUGUUAGAGCUACCUAUACCAGUGGACAUUCUGAUGACAUGAUCAUGGAGAAAUCCCAUGCAUGGUACAAGAGUCAAUCAAGUGGCAAACCUUUCACUCUGGAGUAUAUGUGGAGAGAGCUCAAGGAUCAACCAAAAUGGCGUACAGUCGUCAAGAAGGAGUUAGGCAAGAACAAGAGGACUAAAAUUUCCGAGUCAGGAGCUUACACAUCAUCAUCAACUCAGGACACUGAAGAAGAAUCAGCAAGUAAAGAGAGGCGCCCUGAGGGACAGAAAAAAGCAAAAGAAAGACUAAAAGGCAAAGGAAAAGGCACUUUGUCUUCUCCAUUGGGGAACCCGCCAUCUCAAAAUAUAGUGCUGUACAAUGAAACUAUCAAGAUUAGAGCUGAAGCGUUACUGAAAUCAGCAGAAGCACAAGUAGAAUCGGCCAAAGCAAAAUGGGAAGAAACAAGGAUGAAAAAGUGGUUAAUGUACAUACAAUUAGAAGAGAGAGAUACUUCAAAUCUAAGUCCACAAAAGCUGAAGAGACAUGAGGCUGCACUGCUCAAGUUAUCUAAAGAACUCGAAGACCAGUAA